AUGGAAAAGACGCGUACUGACUACAGCUUUAAAGUCGCCAUAAUUGGAGGCGGAAUCACUGGGUUGGUGCUUGGCCUCGGCUUGCUUCGUCGCAGUGUCAAAUUUACCAUAUAUGAGCGAGCCGACAGCUUUUGCGAAAUUGGUGCGGGCAUAGGGUUCACACCGAAUGCCGAACGUGCCAUGGAAGCCCUCGAUCCAGCGAUUCACGCGAGUUUCAGAAAAAUUGCUGUUCAGAACGAGGAUGACUACUUUCGUUAUGUUGAUGGGUUCCAUCAUGGUCCACAAGACAAGGCCAACACGGCAGAGGCACAGUUCUGCAAAAUGUACUUGGGUGAGCGGGGAUUCGAGGGAUGUCGCCGCCACGACUUCAUCCAAGAACUCGCUGGGCUUAUGGAAGCGGAUUGCAUCAAAUUCAAUAAGUGCUUAGUCUCUGUGAAUGAUGGUGUGGUGAUGAAAUUUGAUGACGGCUCGAUCGAGCAAGCAUCAGUGAUUAUCGGUUGCGACGGUAUUAGAUCCCGCUUGCGUCAAAUCAUGGUUGAAGGGGAUGGAGACGUUUCGGUGCUUCCUGGGCCAGCUUACGCGCACAAGUAUGCGUUCCGUGGUUUAGUGCCAAUGGAGGCAGCACGCGGCGUCUUGGGGGAGCACAAAACGAGUAAACGAUUCAUGUUUCUUGGGCCGGAUGCCCACGUGCUUACUUUUCCUGUUGCUGGUGGCGCUAUCAUGAACGUCGUCGCAUUCGUGACAGACCCCAAACCAUGGACAGCGGAGCAUUUAAGUGAAAAGACUACAAGGGAGGAAGCCAUCGUUGCAUUUGCUCACUUUGGUCCGGCGGUGCGCACGAUCAUUUCUCUACUACCUGACAAACUGGAUAGGUGGGCAAUCUUUGAUAUGUACGAUCGACCGCUGCUCCGCUUCACGACAGGAAGUCUAUGUCUUGCAGGAGACGCUGCUCACGCUGCCAGCCCGCAUCAUGGAGCUGGUGCUGGCUGCGGUAUCGAAGAUGCUCUAGCACUAGCAGAAUUGCUUUCAGCGGUCUCCAGACGAUUGGGAGACAAUGUGCCAAUAGAGACACUUGUUGCAGCUGCCCUCGAAACUUACAAUGAAGUUCGAUACGAGAGGUGUCAGUGGCUAGUUCAAAGCAGUCGUAUUGUGGGUGAGAUGUUUGAGUGGCGCCAAUCAAAAAUUAGUACUGGUCCGGAGGCUUUUGCGCGCGACUUAAGCUCUCGUUGUCACACAAUAUGGGAUUUUGAUACCGAAGAGAUGGUUGCAAGUGCGCACAAAAAGUUCAAUGGCAAGAUGCGACGAAUCAGAGACCAACUGGUCUCAUCUAACUCAGCUCGUCGCACCUGCGAAACUCCAGAGAAUAGUAUGGAAACCAAAAAUGCAGAAUAUGUGCAAGGGUUGAAACUCUACUUGGUGUUGAGCGCACUUACUAUUGUUUAUUUCCUGAUCAUGCUCGAUAAUACCAUCCUUGCAACUGCGAUUCCAUACAUCACAGACGAAUUUCAUUCGCUUUUGGAUGUUGGUUGGUAUGGAAGCGCUUACCAGCUCUCCUGUGCGGCUCUGCAACCUCUGACCGGCAAGAUCUACACACGUAUCAACUCUAAGGUCGUUUUCAUCGUAUGCCUGGUAGUGUUCGAAGCUGGAUCGGCACUUUGUGGCGCGGCUCCAUCAUCUACUGCCUUGAUUAUUGGCAGAGCGCUUGCUGGUAUGGGCGGUGCUGGUUUGCUAAACGGUUCGUUGAUCAUACUAAACUCGUGUGUUCCGCCAAGCCGCCAGCCAGGUAUGCCUUCUAUUCUUAUUGGACAACUAGGUAUAGCUUUUGGGCCGUUGUUAGGCGGAGCGUUUACCGAGUACGUGACAUGGAGAUGGUGCUUCUACAUCAACCUACCGAUUGGUGGAGCCGCCGCAGCCGCAAUUGUUUUUACGCAUAUCCCCGACCACAUACCAAAGCCGCACUGGAGCAGGGCUUUCGACAAUGCGCUAAGCGAGUUUGACCUUGUUGGUUUUGUACUUUUUGCGCCAGCGGCAAUUCAGUUCUUUCUCGCUCUACAGUACGGGGGCAAUCAGUUUCCAUGGAAUAGCUCGCAAGUUAUCGGACUCUUCUGUGGUGCCGGCGCAACACUUGUGGUAUGGCUAUGCUGGAACUACUAUCAAGGCGACCGUGCCAUGGUACCAGCCUCCAUGAUGAGAAAUCGACCAGUCUGGCUCUCUUGUAUUGUCGGGCCUUUUACAGGCGCGACUGUCUUUGUCACGGCUUAUUAUCUUCCCCUAUAUUUUCAAGGGGUGUUAGCUUAUUCGCCGUUCAUGGGCGGAGUGGAUGUGCUGCCAAAUAUUCUCGCCCAAAUGAUUUUUACAAUUAUUGCCGGCGGACUAAUUCAAAAAUAUGGCGACUAUCCCCAUUUCACGAUUAGUGGUUCCAUUCUCAAUGCUGUCGGCUGCGGGAUUCUAGGAUUGCUCACACCCACGACUCCAACGGGCCAAUGGAUUGGUUUUCAGAUCAUUUUCGGCGCUGGGAGAGGCCUCUCCAUGUCAAUUCCAUUCCUCGCCGUCCAGAAUAGCCUUUCAAAGCAGCAAAUCCCUGCCGCCAUGUCUAUCCUUGUGUUCCUCCAGAACUUCAGCGCCGCUGUUAUGACAGUGCUAGCCCAAACAAUCUUCACCAACAGCCUUGUCGAGCUCUUGCCGCGAUAUGCGCCGUCGGUCGACCCGGCUCUAGUCAUCAGCGCCGGCACCACCGACCUCCGGAGACUCGUGCCAUCUGACAGCAUCAGCGAAGUCUUGAAUGCCUACUCGGGAAGUCUGGACCGUGUUUUCUUCUUCUGUGCGGGACUUGCCACACCACCAUUGUUGUUUGGUUGGUUCCUGGUCAAAAAGGAGCCUGAGACACAUGAGAAAGAUCAGCAUGGGAGUGUGGUAGCUUAG
Molecule: messenger RNA, 2922 nt
Organism: Truncatella angustata
Lineage: Eukaryota; Fungi; Ascomycota; Sordariomycetes; Amphisphaeriales; Sporocadaceae
Product: major facilitator superfamily domain-containing protein
Exons: 11
Coding region: 1-2922 (973 amino acids)
Biological process (GO): transmembrane transport
Molecular function (GO): FAD binding; transmembrane transporter activity
Source: RefSeq, a predicted model, not a curated record